AUGGGUGCUUUCACUGAAAAGCAAGAGGCUUUAGUGAAGAGUUCAUGGGAAGUGUUCAAGCAAAACAUUCCUCACCAUAGCAUUCUCUUCUACACAUUGAUAUUGGAGAAAGCACCUGCGGCGAAGGACAUGUUUUCGUUUCUAAGGGACUCUGAUGAAGUACCUAAGAAUAAUCCUAAUCUCGAGGCCCAUGCUGAAAAGGUUUUCGAGCUGACAUGUGAGUCAGCCAUUCAACUAAGAGCAAAAGGAGAAGUAGUGGUUUCAGAUACCAUAUUAAAGUAUUUGGGUUCUGUUCACGUCCAGAAAGGAGUACUUGAUCCCCAUUUCGAGGUGGUUAAAGAAGCAUUGCUUAAAACAAUAAAAGAAGCAAUGGGAGAGAAAUGGAGUGAGGAAUUGAGCAAUGCUUGGGAAGUAGCCUAUGAUGAAUUGGCAGCUGUAAUUAAGAAUGUCAUGAGUGCAACUUAG
Gastrolobium bilobum is the source of this 465-nucleotide messenger RNA. RefSeq names its product leghemoglobin-like. The transcript has 4 exons. Lineage: Eukaryota; Viridiplantae; Streptophyta; Magnoliopsida; Fabales; Fabaceae. The record is from RefSeq and is a predicted model, not a curated record. Gene Ontology annotation, molecular function: oxygen binding; heme binding. Bases 1 to 465 code for a protein of 154 amino acids.